CCACGAUCACGACGCCCAGGUCGAAGCUUGCCGCACAUGGUCAAGAGCUCAUUUUCCAAUUCUAAAUUCUUCUGUCAUAUGUUUUUUUUGCUCAAUACCCCAAAAGGUACCGAAAACGGCCUCCGCUGCGGACCUGUCGAGGCUGAGAUCUCUAAAAGAUACAACCGCUAAAAAGUACGACAAGCAGCCCCGUCCUUUCUAUAUGAGAGUCCUCCGGUGUGUAUGCCCCGCCGGCUUAUCGGCCUGCGCUGCUGGCUACACGGUUGCAGGUACAACUCCUAUACUUCGAGUGUUAAAACUGCUCUCGCUCACUUUUAAUCGCCGGACAAAAACCAGGCAAACAAACAAACUAACUAACAACAUCAUCAACAACAGUGACAACAGCAGCGAAAAGCGUCAAAUAGGUUACAAACUAUUUUUGCUAAAAACUCGGCUGCAUAUUGUCCGAUCGACGGCUCACGUUCACGAGGGUCAGGACGAUGGGAGACGAAAAUGGGUACGACCUAAGCAUUCUUACUCUCGUAAACACCAUUUGUGCGCAAUGCUUGUCUGUUCCUGUAUAUCUUCUCAGAGUACCGAGGCUAAAUUUAGCAUCAGGUCUGAUUGUUUAGAGGAGUUAACUCCAGACAAAGAUUACAAGGUUUGCAACGAUUAAUUUAAAACCAAAAUCUAGCUUACUUUUGGGCAAGUGGGGAGAUGAUUGUGCUAAGAGAUCACGUGAUCCAAAACAUUGUUCUGCCGCGUGCAAAUUUCCGGGUUGACAGAGGAGGGUCUGGGUAAGAAGGUUUUCCUUAUCAACCAAAAUGGCGGCGAAGUAACAAGUUUCUAGCGACGGAGUUGUAAACAUGGAAAGAAAGGAUUCCGAAAAUCGUGACAACUUCUUUGCUAGUUUAAAUCAGCUUAUUUUAAGUUUAGAGCCUGCCAUAAAGGAAGCUGGGUCGGUGUCGGCGGCCGAAGAUAUUUUAACACACCUAGAGGCAACAGACGAAAAUUUUCACAGAUAUGACUUUGUGCGUCAGCUUAGGAGUCGUAUUGACACCACUCUUACACCUUUAAUUGACAAAAAGUUGGAGCGACUGACUGGAAGGGAAGGAGACAGGAACAACUCAAUGUCUGUUAUAACAGACGAGAUUAUAGCUUCACCUGAAUUUGUCACCCUUCAGCAGUCAAUUUUGGCUGAUACAAAGGAUGCAGUAAAUGCUCUGAUCCAGAGUUUUUCCCAGAACCCUCGCCUUCGUACAUCUGACUAUGAGCUCACAGAAAACAGGGGUCGACUGCAUCCUUUCAGAUUGUCACUGGAUUCAAGUGAUGAGGAUUCUUCUAUGUCUUCUUCUUUUGGACAGACUGGAUAUAUGUUUAAUAUGUCACCUGAGAAAUUCAGCGAGAUCGCAGAAAAUCUGGAUCCAGUUAAACCACUGCAUGUUCGGAUAAAUGCUCUCAACACCCUGUAUCAGUUUCCUCUCUCUGAUGAACUUACCAGCAAGAAUUCAGAUGGAAUAAGGAAAGGACUGUUAGCUGCACUGGCUGAUGAAGAUGAACAGCUGGCAGAAAAGAGUCUCAAGUUUCAUGCUCGAAUGUUCAUGGCAUCUUCUGCUCAUGUGACAAAAGAGAUCUACACAUGCUUAGCUGAGCACCUUGUCUCAUGCUUCAGUGAUGCUAACUGCCACCGUAUAAACAUUGAAAAUGGCCUGGAUGUAUCUACCAGAAAUAAUCAAAGAUUACUGAAGCGGUUCAGGCUCCUGAAUGAAUUUCAACAUGAAGUUUCCUACUUCUGGAUCAGAUAUCCUGAAUGGUUUCUUGAGACUGUUCUGGCGAGUACUUUCAAUCUGUUCUCCACCAAGUCUGAUCCAGAGUUUGAAUCAUCUGAGCUGCAGUUCAUGAUGCCACUACACUUCCUUGCUCUGAUUGACCCGAGAGCUACCUGGUUUAAAAAGUGGAUGCAUGGUAAUUACAGUAGAACUGUCGCAAUUAAAGAACUCAAGAAGCAUCCUUCUUUGGAUGUGAUAACCACCAGUCUUCUGUCUCCCGUCCAGUCCUGGCUUGAUGGUAUGGACAGCUGUGACACACCGGGUGCUGAGAACACGCUUCUCUUGGUAGCUGAUGUUUUAGCCACACUGGCUGUUACAGAAACAGGACAAAGACAGCUGUUAUAUGGAGAAACACAGGACAGAUGGCAGAGAAGCAGGUUUUCCCCAGCUCACACGAUAGCGCAGUUCGCCAAGAAAGCUUUAUCUGACAGACUUCCAGGCGGAACACCUUCCAAAGCGGUUAUUUCUGGCUUCUUGUUCGUUUGCCGACAACUUUACAACACAUGUGAUGGACUCAUGGUACUGAAUCACUAUGAACUGCAUCAACAUGUCGCCAACGCCUGGAUUAAGGUACUCGAAACAGCCUCUGCUGAUACAGAACUAGCGUCCGAUGAAACGCCACCAGAAUUCAUUCAGGACGAGGAACUGCUUGUCUGGGAGAGUUCAUUGAUCGAUAACCUGUUAAAUUUUGCUGGCACUCCAAAGGGACUGCUGCUUCUGCAGCAGACUGGAAAAAUGAAUGAAUGCGUGGCUUAUAUGAAUGAGAGAUAUAUCAAGAAACUACAGGUGCAGAAAAAGUUUGGUUUAGAAAAGGGAUGCAGUGUUCUAAAGAAGUUCCUUUCCUAGGCACUCAACAAUCUUUUAAGCGUGUUGUCAGCAUUUCCUGCUGUAUAUGAAGUUCUUGCUGACGAUUGUCGUCCAUCCACAUCGAGUUCUGAGGUGGAGGAGACCAUCACAAGUCGAGACGCGUUCUGCGCACCUGUCAGUAUUAUGGAUUUAGUUGAUCGUUUCAUCAUGAUUGACUCGGAAGAGAAGUUCCAUUCGCUAUUUAACUUUGAACAGUCACAUCACUUUGGUCUCAGAGUGCUAAGUGUCCUGUGUUCAUGCCUUGACACAUUCCUCUUUCUGGAAUGUUGCUAUCAUUUUCAAGAGCUCCUGCUUCAAUCUCAGCUGGACAACAGAUUAGACAAUGGAAAGGACUACAUCAUCGACAUGUGUUCUGUGGACAGGAACCACAUUUUGGUCAAAACGUAUCUUGUUGGGGGCGCAUCAGAGAGGAUCAUUCCUGGCAUGACCUUAACUGAGGAUUUGAAUAACCCUUACCCUUGGCCUUUGUUUUCGUCUUAUCCGCCUCCUAAAGACUAUCUUCCUGUUGAACAAAUUUCCAAGAUGACAGCAUUUGAAGAAGGUGAUACUCUGUUGGAGUUUCUAGAGAGCAGUGAACCAAUGUCAGCGGACAGCUUCACUUGGCUUCAGGAAUGUCGAAAAAUGUUCUGUCAAUCGCUGACAUCUGGAAAAACCAAAGCAAAAGGAAAUGGUUUGUACAUUCAUAAACCCCUAUUCAGGCAAACGAAAUACAAGGAGGAAGCAGCGUGGCCGCGUGUUUUUCUCAUGAUGUAUGGAGACCCUGAUCUGGCCUGGGAAUUCCUCUUCAAGUGCUCCAGUCUUGUCAGUUCUGGUUAUCUGUGGGUUCGUAGACUACACGCUUCGGUUCAUUUACCGGUGUCCCUCACAGUCAGCGGUAUUCCUCCACUCUAUUCAUGCACGUGCCAUAAUGUGGAGCUGAUACUGAUGGACUGGAAUAAACUAAACCUUUUUUACCUCACGUCACCUUUCCUUGACCCAGUCCCUCUCCUGAUACCAGGUACUCUUAGUGGUGACUAUGUCGGCCAUGAUUGGUUUGUAUCGACAGUUUUUCUCAUGAUGUAUGGAGACCCUGAUCUGGCCUGGGAAUUCCUCUUCAAGUGCUCCAGUCUUGUCAGUUCUGGUUAUCUGUGGGUUCGUAGACUACACGCUUCGGUUCAUUUACCGGUGUCCCUUACAGUCAGCGGUAUUCCUCCACUCUAUUCGUGCACGUGCCAUAAUGUGGAGCUGAUACUGAUGGCUGAAGUGCCUCUAGUGUAUUCUGCCUUUAGGAUGUCUGGCUACACUCCGUCGCAGAUCUGCCAGCACUGGUUACGACAGUGUUUCUGGAACUAUCUGGACUGGGAAGAGAUCUGUUUGUACAUUUGUACCUGUCUUACAAUGGGUAUUGACUAUCAGGUGUACUUCUGUAUAGCAGUUCUAAGACAUUUACAACAGGACAUUUUAAGAAAGACGCAACAACAGCAGCUGUUGAUCUUCCUAAAGGAAAAUCCAAUCCCCAACUUCAAAGUUGCUGAACAGCUGGAUUUCAUGCAGGAAUUAGAAGUUCGAUAUCGUCAGACAAUCCUGUCUGACCUGCAGAACAUCACCAAACCUUAACUUCUGUAAUAGAACGAAGGACGCGAUUUUCUGAUUCUCGCGCGUAUCCACGCACACAUUUACGCGCACAUCCACGCACAAACAUCGACAGGCGCACCCAUCACAUACAACUCGCGAGAGGGUAACUCUGCGCAUUGCCUAGGGGCAUGUUUAUGUGUGGAAAAUAUGGCCUCUUCCAGCGUGACCUGCAAUGGAGGGUGACCCUUCGAACAGGAACUACUUUUCUCCAUAAAAAAGGACCUGAGGCCCCUAACAAUGACGUGAAUAUUUAUAACGUGUUUAAACAAAAUAUAACUAAAAAGUGAAGAAAUUGGGGGAAAUUUACGAAAAAGAACUCAGAAAUAACCACAAUCCAGCUAUCGCCAGUGAUUAUAGAAGGAAACUAGCUUUGACGUUGGUGUUGGUGUUGUUUCAAUCUGGGGUGGGUCGACAUCCCGAUCUAAAAAAACUCUAAACAGCAGUAUAAUGGUAAUGGGUAGGAGAUGUACUGUCCAAGGUAGACGAUUUUAUAACCCUGCAAGGGUAUUUAUUGUGUUCAUAAUGCACAUUUGUAUAUAAAUAUCAAUCUUACUGUACAUAUAUCUGUUGAUAGCGAGUCUAAGGUUCGAUUACGUACUGUUUAUAAAUGUUUCCAUUUAAAAUUGUAGUAUAAAAAUGCCUCCAGGCUUUUAGCCAUAGAGCAAUUAUACAAAUUUGAAAACGAAAUAAAUCGAGUCAUAUUGCUGCGUAGUGAAUAUAAAGUUAAUAAAUGCUGUAACUGCAAUUAUAACA
Orbicella faveolata is the source of this 5042-nucleotide messenger RNA. Its product is annotated as protein broad-minded-like. The record is from RefSeq and is a predicted model, not a curated record. Gene Ontology annotation, biological process: non-motile cilium assembly. Lineage: Eukaryota; Metazoa; Cnidaria; Anthozoa; Scleractinia; Merulinidae.